This is a messenger RNA of Daucus carota subsp. sativus, 2984 nucleotides long. RefSeq lists its product as uncharacterized. Lineage: Eukaryota; Viridiplantae; Streptophyta; Magnoliopsida; Apiales; Apiaceae. Gene Ontology annotation, cellular component: nucleus. The transcript has 18 exons. The coding region runs from base 134 to 2605 and encodes 823 amino acids. Gene Ontology annotation, molecular function: histone binding; chromatin binding; RNA polymerase II transcription regulatory region sequence-specific DNA binding. Gene Ontology annotation, biological process: positive regulation of transcription by RNA polymerase II. The record is from RefSeq and is a predicted model, not a curated record.
UCUCUCUCUUAUCUGUCCCCUAUUCUCUCUCUCUCUCUCUGCAUUUUCAUUAAUCCAUCUCUCUCUCUCUCUGUGCGCUAGGGUUUUUUGAAUACCAGAAACUCCACAGAUCUGAAUCAAAUCUCAAUUAGCAAUGGAUACCAACGGCUCAGAUUCACCCAAUCCCAAGGAGAUUCGUCACGGCAUGAAGCGUGAGUUCGCGAUGAUGAUGAAGAACCAAUCCCAAUUCCUCUCCAUCGGCCGCACGCGCUCUUCCAAAUCCCCAAUUCCUCCCGCCCCCGGCCUCGUCGGCGACAAGCGCGCGAGAGUCUCGGCGAAUUUGUCGGAGGAGGAGAAGGUAGUGGCGGCAGCGGCGGUUAGGGGUGAGGUUCUGAGCGAGGAGGAGGAGCCGAAGAGUGGCAUUGUUGAUAUGGUGAGUGAUGAUGACAAGAGGAGUGUGUUGGAGGAGGAUUUCAAGGUCCCGAAUGAUGUUGAAGGGGAUUCCGGUGAAGUGGUUUCGGAUAAUACGCAUUCGUUGAGGCGUGUCACGAGGUCGUUGUCGAGACCGGGUGUCGAAAGUGUGGGGGAGGGAGUUGGGGAGAGUGGCGCUGUCAAAGAAGGAUUGGGAGAUAAGAUAGGUGAGAAGAAUGUGGUUGAUAAGCAGAAUGUAGGAGUCGAAAAGCGUCCGAAGAAGCUUAAGGAGUUGCUGGAGACUGGUUUGCUUGAAGGAGUGGGAGUGCGGUAUUUACGGGGUUCUAAGGUCAGGAAGGAUAAUGGGCUUAAUGGAAUUAUAAAAGGCGAUGGCAUAUUGUGCUUUUGUGAUGUGUGCGGAGGAGCUGCUGUUGUGAGUCCUAAUCAUUUUGAGCUACAUGCUGGUAGUGCGAAUAAGCGCCCCCCUGAAUAUCUAUAUUUAGAGAACGGGAGGACACUUCGUGAUGUUCUGAAUGCAUGUAAAAAUGCGCCACCGGAAGCUGUGACAGCAACCAUCAAACAUGCUAUUGGUUCAUCUGCGGAAAAACCCAUACCUCUUAAUUGUCGGAAUUGCAGGGCGUCACUACCAAAUUCUGGUGAUUUUAGAAGGAAAGGGUUGUGUGUCUCCUGCAUUGUCACAGAAGAACUUCAACCUAGAUCGCCCGAGCAAAGUGAUAUGGGUGAUAGGUCACCUCAAUCUCCUUACGGUGAUGGAUCAUCUGAUCGGAACAGAAACGAAAGUUUGUCAAGGAGCAAGGGCAAGGGAAGAUUGACCCGAAAAGAUUUAAUGAUGCAUAAAAAGGGAUUUGAGGAACUGGCUGAGGGAGCUGAAGUAGCUUAUUUUGCCAGUGGGAAGAAAGUGUUGGACGGUUAUAAAUGCGGGUCUCAAAUUUAUUGUUUCCACUGUCACGAUAAGGUCAGCCCAUCAGUGUUUGAAGCACAUGCUGGUUAUCCCCGACGCCGUAAACCAUAUCUACAUAUCUAUACUUCCAAUGGGGUUUCUCUUCAUGAAUGGGCAGUAAAAACAUCACUAAAAAGAGAGAUUUCUGCGGCUGAAAAUGAUGAUCUCUGUUCAAUCUGCGCAGAUGGUGGGGAUCUGUUGUGUUGUGAUACUUGCCCUAGAGCUUUUCAUCCUGAAUGUUUAUCCAUGCAAGUUAUCCCGGAAGGUAAGUUUCACUGUAGAUACUGCAAAAAUACUUUUGAAAAAGAAAAAUUUGUGGAGCACAAUGCCAAUGCUGUUGCUGCUGGACGUGUUUCUGGAGUGGAUCCAAUUGAAGAGAUAACCAGGCGGUGCAUUCGAAUUGUUGAAACUAUGGCAACUACUAUUGAUGGAUGUGUGCUCUGCAGAGGCCAUGAUUUUAGCAGCGGUGGAUUUGGUGAGGGAACAGUGAUCAUUUGUGAUCAGUGCGAAAAAGAAUAUCAUGUCGGAUGUUUAAAGGACCACAACAUUGUUGACUUGAAGGAGUUGCCAACGGGUAAAUGGUUUUGCUGCUCAGAGUGCAGCAACAUUUACUCUGCUUUGGAAAGCAGGGUAGCUGUAGGUGACACAGAAUUGUCUGAUUCUCUGAUGGACAUGAUUAAGAAAAAGCAUGAGGAGAAAGGUUCACAGAGCUUUGGAGAUCUUAAUAUUAGAUGGAGGCUUUUGUGUGGGAGAACUGCUGCCGAUGAAACUAGGGUUUUGCUCUCAAAUGCCGUGGCUAUCUUUCAUGAACAAUUUAAGCCCAUUGCCAAUUCAGGCACAAGGGAAUUCGAUUUUAUCGCAAAUAUGGUUAAUGGAAAGUGCUCUCCGGACCAUGAUUUUGGAAGGAUGUAUUGCGCAAUAUUGACGGUCAAUUCAUCUGUUGUUUCUGCUGGGUUAUUUCGAAUAUUUAACCAGGAAGUAGCUGAAUUGCCUCUAGUUGCUACUGGUUCCAACUUCCAAGGACUGGGUUAUUUCCAGUCGCUUUUUUCUUGCAUCGAAAGCCUUCUUCAAUCAGUGAAUGUGAAGGACUUGGUUCUCCCAUCUGCCGAUGAAUCAAAAUCUAUAUGGACCAAGAAGUUUGGUUUUGGAACGAUUGAUAAGAAGCAGCUGAAUGCAUAUAGGAAAUUGCAUCGUAUGAUGGUAUUCCAAGGAACAUCAAUGCUGCACAAGCCAGUCUGCCAGAUUUCGCAUUGAGUUGUUUCAAGGAUAUGUUGAUAGUUUAUUUACAGAGAUAUAUGAUCCGAGAUGCAAUUUUUUGGAUGAAGAUAUACAGGGCUACAGGUGUACCUUUCGUUAUGUUAGAUUCUCCAGCUUGCUAGAUGUUAAUAUCUUUUGGUAGCAACAAGAGAAAGAUGUGAAGUUUUUAAAUAGAUGCUCUUCGCUGGAUAGCACAUAUAGAUUAGAACAUAUAGAUGGGUCUUUGCAACUGAUAAGGUAAAUGAAGUGAAAGCAUCAAAUUUUGUUCAGAUGGCUGGGUUGUCAUAAUAUCAAUUGAAUUUCUCGUGAACUCUGAAUUUAUAAUUGCAAUUGGCCUGGAAUCUAAUACUUUUGUAUGUCUACUUUUGACACAAAA